AUGAGUAAGUCAAAUUAUAUGAGCUACAGUGACGAGAAGAGCUCGUCUAAGAGCUUUGGGUUCGAAAACAACAACGUGAAGAAUCAGGAGCUAGGGGAAAGGAGUAUCUUCUAUGACCACGAGUGGAAUCCCGAAGGCAAAGCUCCUAGCGGUUACAAAAAUGUGCCAUAUAAUCAAUAUACCUUCAAGCGUAAAUCUAAGGUUGAGCCUAAGCUCCAAGGAUUCAAAAGCAUCCCUUUCCCGUCCUCUGAAGAUAAACAACCAUAA
This is a messenger RNA of Lachancea thermotolerans CBS 6340, 267 nucleotides long. It is a transcript of the gene AIM4, whose product is annotated as Aim4p. The transcript has a single exon. Bases 1 to 267 code for a protein of 88 amino acids. NCBI's taxonomy places the organism in Eukaryota, Fungi, Ascomycota, Saccharomycetes, Saccharomycetales, Saccharomycetaceae. The record is from RefSeq and is a predicted model, not a curated record.